AUGGCUGUAGCAAUUACAAGGAUGGAAAAUGGUAAACCAACAUGGGUUAAAGGCAAUCUCAGUUUUCCACAUCAGGAUAGGAGAUUCACACAAACCGGAUGUGCUAAUUGCUUGAAGCCAAUUGAAGCAGAUGUUAGUUGGACCAUCACAUGUCCUGUACGCAAAAGUGAAUCCAAAGUUAGAAUCAUGAGGAGGCUGAGCAACAGCUUAAGGAUUCAAGGAAACAGCUCAUCCAUAUACAUCCCCCGGCUUCCGUCAAUCAACUCCUCCCUGUUCUUGAUGUUCCUUAGCAAGCUGAGAAACGUCUAUUCAGUCAUGAAGGUGUUGAUACAUGAUGGUCUUUCAAGACAUUCAGAUGUUGAUGUGAAGGUUGCAGACGCUGUUACUUCAUCCAUCACUGAAAUAACAAGAAUCGCAGCACCUGAUGCACCUUACAAUGAUGAACAAAUGAGGGAUGCAUUCGGUUGAUUGUUUCUUCGGGUAAUUGGUUCUUAUAACAAAGGGUCUCAAUUCUUGAAACCUUUUCUGAAGUCGAAUCAUUUCUCAUCAUGAUUGAUCUUGAAUGCGAUGAACUGAUUGUGAACAUGUUUCUUUCUACAUUUUCUUGGAUCAGUAUUCAUAAGGUGUGUUGUAGAUCUUUAUGUUAUACAAGAAAUAGGAAUACUUUUAGUUAUUUGUUUAUUAUAUUUAUAGCUUGGUACUUUCAUUUCUUCGUAUUUGAUAUUCUAGCAAUUUCAUCCAAAUAAAAAACAUUUCUCACUUCUAUAAUCAGGUAAAUUUUCCAAAUUGUAAUGGUCUGUUUAUUUCAAGUUAAGAAUAAUUUUGUAAAAUAAAAACCAAUAAAAAGGUAAUUCGCGGAAUAAG
Messenger RNA from Lactuca saligna, 864 nucleotides. Lineage: Eukaryota; Viridiplantae; Streptophyta; Magnoliopsida; Asterales; Asteraceae. The record is from the annotation of a GenBank genome assembly.